Prunus armeniaca (apricot) is the source of this 2385-nucleotide messenger RNA. NCBI's taxonomy places the organism in Eukaryota, Viridiplantae, Streptophyta, Magnoliopsida, Rosales, Rosaceae. The record is from the annotation of a GenBank genome assembly.
AUGGGGAGUCUUAAAGAUUGGAUUUCUUCUCAGUUAGUAUCCAUGUCUUUGGUCUCAUCUCGGCCAUUGUCAGGCAGUGACAGUUUCUUUCGUGAGGAACCUUCCCAUGAAGGGUUUGAUGGCCAAGGUGCCGCUCACUCAAACACUUCGCUAACACCACCCAUUCUUCCUGAUACAUCACCCUCAGUUGGUAGUGAUCGGGAAAAUCAGUCCAAUCCCUCCCGCCAGCAUGUUAUAGUUGAAAAUUCUGAUCAAUCACGUAAUGGCUCUGGUAAGAAAAAGAUGGAUCCUUUGGUAAGAAUUGAUGAUCUUCAAGUUAAGUUCUUGCGCCUCAUCCUACGGCUUGGUCUGUCACAAAACAAUCUUCUGGUGGCUAAGGUUCUUUAUCGUAUUCACCUCGCAACUUUGAUACGAGCAGAGGAGUCAGAUCUGAAAAGAGUUAAUCUCAGAAGUGACAGAGCCAGAGCAGUGGCUGCAGAACAAGAGGCAUCUGGCCUGCCUGAAAUGGAUUUCUCUCUUCGAAUCCUUGUCCUGGGGAAAACAGGAGUUGGCAAGAGUGCCACAAUAAAUUCUAUAUUUGAUCAAAAGAAAACUGUCACCAAUGCAUUUCGACCUGGCACAGAUCACAUUCGGGAGGUUGUCGGAACUAUAAAUGGGAUUCGAGUAACUAUCAUUGAUACCCCUGGAUUUUUUCCGUCAUCUACGGGUAAUUUCCGCAGAAAUAAGAAGAUUAUGCUGUCCGUGAAGAGAUUCAUUAGAAAAUGUCCACCUGACAUUGUUUUGUUCUUCGAACGCCUCGACCUCAUCAAUGCAAGCUAUAAUGACUUCUCCCUUUUGAAGCUAAUAACUGAAGUAUUUGGGCCUGCAAUAUGGUUUAACACCAUUCUUGUCAUGACUCAUUCGUCCUCUGCUCUUCCGGAAGGACCUGAUGGGUAUCCUGUCAGCUAUGAAUCAUAUGUGAGGCAAAACACAGAUAUGGUGCAGCACUAUAUACACCAGGCAGUGUCUGACUCCAGACUUGAAAACCCAGUGCUUUUGGUUGAGAAUCAUCCUCAAUGUAAGAAAAACAUCAUUGGGGAAAAGAUACUUCCAAAUGGACAGGUUUGGAAAUCUCAGUUUCUGUUGCUAUGCCUUUGUACAAAAGUUCUAGGUGAUGUCAAUACUCUCAUGAAAUUUGAAGACAGCAUUCAACUAGGGGCCUCAAGUGCCACCCACGUGCCUUCUCUGCCCCAUCUCCUCUCAUCUCUUCUACGUCACCGGUCUGUCAUUAGUCCAAGUGGAGUGGACAUUGAAGUUGAUGAGAGCUUGCUUUCAGACACACAGGAGGAAGAUGAGUAUGAUCAAUUACCUCCAAUCCGAAUCCUGACUAAAUCCCAGUUUGAGAGAUUGACAAAAUCGCAGAAAAAAGACUAUCUUGAUGAAUUGGAUUAUCGAGAGACCCUUUAUCUAAAGAAACAGUUGAAAGAAGAGUACCGUAGGCAGAUGGAGAUUAAGCUUUCCAAAGAGAAAAAUUGUGCGAGCAAUGAUAAUUCUGAUGGGCAGCAGGCCUCCCAAGAAGCGGCUGUUUUAUUACCAGAUAUGGAGGUCCCUCCUAGUUUUGGAUCUGAUUGUACUGCACACAGAUAUCGUUGCCUUGUUAUGGGUGAUCAGUGGAUUAUGAGACCUGUUCUUGAUCCCCAUGGAUGGGAUAAUGAUGUGUGCUUUGAUGGAAUAAGCUUGGAAACAGCUAUGCAAAUAAAUAGCAACAUCUUUACCUCUGUCGCAGGGCAGAUGAGCAAGGACAAGCAGGAUUUUAGCAUUCAAUCCGAGUGUGCUGCAGCUUACUCGGAUCCCAGUGGGAUUACAUACACUGUAGGUCUUGAUGUUCAAUCUGCUGGUAAAGAUACAAUCUAUACAUUUCACAGCAACACAAAGCUGAGGAAGCUGUGGCGCAACACUGCUGACUGUGGAGUGUCAUUGACAUCUUUUGGGAACAAGUGUUACAUUGGUGCCAAGCUUGAAGACACCAUAUCAGUUGGGAAGAGAUUGAAAUUUGUAAUGAAUGCCGGCCAGAUGGUGGGUCCUGAACAAGUGGCAUACGGUGGUGGUGUUGAAGCUACGUUAAGGGGUAGAGACUACCCUGUGAACAAUGACAAUGUCAGCCUGACAAUGACUCUCCUGUCUUUUAACAAAGAGAUGGUGUUGGGUGGAAAUUUACAGUCUGAGUCCCGGCUGGGCAGAAAUUUGAGAGUGUCAGUUAAUGCUAAUCUAAAUAGCCGAAAGAUGGGUAAGAUUUGCAUUAAAACCAGUAGCACAGAUCAUUUGCAGUUUAGUAUGGCUGCGGCUUUCACAAUUUUCUGGGCCCUUUUACGAAAGAAGGAUGUUAAAAGUACAAGUCAUGAAUGA